Molecule: messenger RNA, 547 nt
Organism: Quercus robur (English oak)
Lineage: Eukaryota; Viridiplantae; Streptophyta; Magnoliopsida; Fagales; Fagaceae
Exons: 4
Coding region: 112-411 (99 amino acids)
Cellular component (GO): EKC/KEOPS complex
Source: RefSeq, a predicted model, not a curated record
AAUAAAAGCAUUUGACUCAUUUGAGAGAACGAGACGAUUUCAGUGCCCUAAUUGAUUAACCCCUAAUUUCCAAAGCCCAUUAUCUCUCUCUCUUUCGCAAAGCUUGAAGCUAUGGCUGCUCCAGUUGCUGACAUGGCAGGCACACAACCCCAAUGGGAGUUCAACUGCGACUUGGAAGUAGACUAUGAGUCUGAGGAGAAUGCUUCUAUGGUCUAUGCAGCAUUAGCUGUUGAUAAGGAGUUGCAGCCAGACAAAGUGAAAAGACAGAUGGAAGUGUCUAAUGGAAAGCUUAUAGUGCACUUUGAGGCGGUAGAAGCAAGAUUUCUUCGUGCAUCAUUUAGUGCUUUUGUGGACGUCCUUACACUUGCCACAAAAACGAUUGAAGAAUUUGGACAAGGAAUGGAAUUGUGACACCAUAUGUAAUUCACCAACUGGCACUGCUGGUUGUUCCGUGAAAUAGAUCAUUUUUUUUGUUUGUGACAUCUUGUUACCUUAGGCUGUAGCAAACUUUUGGUUAUGAGUUAUGAAAUUUCUUUUUUUUAUCUAA